GACGAGCUCUUUUAGCCACGGAUGAAGGCAAAAGCAUCUUCCCUGGAGUCUAAUGACCUGUGCUUGCAGCUUCUGGCUUAUUUUCUCCUGUGCAAGAGAAGAGUCAAAAUGAACAAAUACUUCUUGUUGCUCUUCUCCCUAUUCUUCCUCAUUUUGGCAACAACAUCACUGAGAUGUGCAACAUGUCAUCUUCACCUUGCGAGAGACCGCUGUAGACGAGGCUUUGGCAUGUGUGUUGCUCAGAAGAACGAGAAGUGCAUGCAUCUCAAGGUCAUCAUUAAUUCUACUCACGUGUUAUCAUAUAUGGACUGUCAGAAGUUCUGCAAAAAUGGGAAGAAAACCACCAAGGACCACACUUAUCAAUACAUUUGUUGUGGCUCCAAUUACUGUAACAGAAAAGGCUAAGGUACUCAUCUCCUCAAGGGAAGGAUCUAGAGAGUGUUAAGGGUCUCAUCACUAGAU
Messenger RNA from Octodon degus (degu), 462 nucleotides. RefSeq names its product prostate and testis expressed 3 (gene Pate3). The coding region runs from base 22 to 405 and encodes 127 amino acids. The transcript is spliced from 4 exons. The record is from RefSeq and is a predicted model, not a curated record. Lineage: Eukaryota; Metazoa; Chordata; Mammalia; Rodentia; Octodontidae.